This is a messenger RNA of Neltuma alba, 976 nucleotides long. Its product is annotated as extensin-like. The transcript has a single exon. The record is from RefSeq and is a predicted model, not a curated record. NCBI's taxonomy places the organism in Eukaryota, Viridiplantae, Streptophyta, Magnoliopsida, Fabales, Fabaceae. The coding region runs from base 23 to 754 and encodes 243 amino acids.
GAUAGCUAGAGAGAAGAAGAUCAUGGGAAGCUCAAUGAGACCGAUGCAAUGGCCUCACAUCAUACUGGCAACGGCAAUUUGCCUAGUUGCUAUCAAUAGUGUUAGUGCUGAUUAUGACCCUUAUUCUCCACCCCCACCAGCUCCUUCACCGCAACCGCCAUAUUACUACAAGUCUCCACCUCCACCUUCUCCAUCAGCACCGCCUCCAUAUUACUAUAAGUCACCACCUCCUCCAUCUCCAUCACCACCUUCACCAUAUACAUACAAAUCGCCUCCUCCUCCGUCUCCUUCACCACCACCUCCAUAUUACAAGUCCCCACCUCCAUAUUACUAUAAGUCUCCACCUCCUCCUUCUCCAUCACCACCUCCACCAUAUGUGUACAAAUCACCUCCUCCACCAUCUCCAUCACCACCACCCCCGUACUACUACAAGUCUCCACCUCCACCAUCUCUUUCACCACCUCCACCAUACAUGUACAAGUCACCCCCACCCCCAUCUCCAUCACCACCACCUCCAUAUGUUUACAAAUCUCCCCCUCCUCCUUCCCCUUCACCUCCUCCACUAUAUGUGUACAAGUCUCCACCACCUCCAUCCUCAUCUCCACCUCCUCCAUAUUACUACAAGUCUCCGCCUCCUCCUUCUCCCUCCCCACCUCCGCCAUACAUCUACAAGUCUCCACCUCCUCCAUCAUCUCCUCCUUCUUCUCCACGUUACUACUAUAAAUCACCCCCUCCUCCCUCUCAUGGCUACUAGUCACCAUUUCAUAAGGUUUACGAAGAUUGUUCUUAAUCUAAUUUGAAUUGUUUCAAUGAUACUUUUAUAUAUAUCCAUUAUUUCUGUCUGUAUUCGAUACUUUCAUGGAUGAUAGGGUUCAAAAUAAAAUGCAUAUCUCAUAGUGUAUUCCUUCUUGUGAUUUGUAUGCGAUACCAUUUGUCAUCAGGUGAAUAAUAUAGAAGAGUGUGAUAUCUUGAUAUA